Molecule: messenger RNA, 6709 nt
Organism: Anolis carolinensis (green anole)
Lineage: Eukaryota; Metazoa; Chordata; Lepidosauria; Squamata; Anolidae
Gene: col5a3
Product: collagen type V alpha 3 chain
Exons: 67
Coding region: 67-5457 (1796 amino acids)
Biological process (GO): extracellular matrix organization
Cellular component (GO): collagen type XI trimer
Molecular function (GO): extracellular matrix structural constituent conferring tensile strength
Source: RefSeq, a predicted model, not a curated record
CUCUCUCCUCUCGCUGGGCUCGCUCUGCUUGGGUCGACCUGGCCCGCUCGCUCUUUCGCACCGACGAUGGAGCCGGCGGCUGGUGGACUCCGGCUUGGGCGCCUGCUGGGCUCCUUCGCCCUCCUCCGCGCCCUCUUCUUCCUGUGGCAAGCAGUUCCUCGGGCGGCAGCAGAUGGCUUUGUGGAUGUGCUCCAGGCGUUUGGUGUGCAAGAGGGCAAGAAUGGUGUCUCCAUUGCUGCCGGGAUCUGCACUCAGAGGAAUGGAUCUGAAGAAAGUGACCUGGCCUUCCGCCUGGAGAACCAGACACAUUUCAGUGUCCCCACUAAACAGCUCUUUCCUGAUGGAUCCUUCCCAGUGGACUUCUCAGUACUGGCUACGCUGCGAGCACUCAAAGGGAGCCAGUCCUUCCUACUUUCUGUGUAUGAUGUGCGGGGUGUCCAACAGCUAGGUGUAGAGAUUGGGCGCUCUCCAGUCUUUUUAUAUGAAGACCAACUUGGACAACCAGCACCUGAGGAUUACCCUCACUUCCGACGAGUCAACUUGGCUGAUGGCAAGUGGCAUCGCAUUGCUUUGAGUGUGGAAGGUGAAAAUGUGUCUUUAAGUGUGGACUGUGAGGACCCUCUCAUCUUGCCCCUGAAACGAAGUAAACAGCCUGUUGUCAGUAUCGAGGGAAUUACUUUGCUUGGGGCUCGGCGGCCAGAUGAAGACGUUUUUGAGGGCGAUUUGCAGCAAUUGCUAAUUGUGUCAGAUCCAGCAGCUGCGGCACACUACUGCCAACAUUAUAUGCCUGAUUGUGACAAGCAACUCACCUAUAGACUGCACACCCAGGAUUCAGAAGAGAACAUUCCACGCAGGAAGGGUAAGAAGGGCAAGGGAAAAGGAAGGGGCAAGGGCAAGAAGAGAGGCAGAGGCAAGAAGAAGAGGAACAAGGAGUCACCUGAGCUAUCCUCGCUCACCCCAGCCCCAGGCCAGUAUGAUGCUCCAACUCCAGCUACCCCUGCAUCUGAGUUCUGGGAAGACAAUCCUGAUGGGGGGCCUGGAGUCCUUGCCACGGUCACAGUCAACCUGAACUUCACUGACAACUAUGAGGACCUUCGUGGUGAGGAGUAUGUGAUCAGUGAAGACACUGAACUAGAAUCCAAUGGCACUUAUAGAGAAUAUGAUGAGAGACUCGACUACCGAAUGAGAGACUAUGAGGAUUAUUAUGACCACAAUGAUGACAGCAGGGAAGAUGGACGAUAUGACCCAGCAGAGCGUUCGGAAGGGACUCUGCAGCUUCCCAAGGAAACCAACCUCAAAGGAGAGAAAGGGGAGCCAGCCAUCAUUGAGCCUGGCAGCCGUUUUGAAGGGCCAGCUGGAUACCGAGGUCCACAGGGUGAGAUGGGCCCAAUGGGACAGGGAGGACCGCCAGGGUUUCCAGGAGAUCCUGGUGAACAGGGACCACCAGGCCUCCCAGGCCUCCCAGGGGCUGACGGCAUCCGUGGACCUCCAGGAACUAUGAUUAUGUUACCAUUCCAAUUUGGUGGUGAUUCAGUGAAAGGCCCUUUGGUGUCCUUCCAGGAAGCCCAGGCCCAAGCUAUUUUGCAGCAAGCGAAGCUUGCCAUGAAGGGUCCUCCUGGUUCAAUGGGCCUUACGGGUCGGCCAGGACCACUGGGUCUUCCAGGGAAUUCAGGAUUAAAAGGAGACGGAGGUGACCCAGGACCACAGGGUCCCCCUGGAAUACAGGGACCAAUUGGGCCAUCGGGGAAACGUGGAAAGAGGGGUCGCUCAGGAGCAGACGGUGGCAGAGGACUUCCAGGAGAAACUGGACCCAAGGGUGACAGGGGCUUUGAUGGGCUCCCAGGACUUCCUGGAGAGAAGGGAAAUCGUGGAGAAGUAGGGAAACCAGGUUCACCUGGAGCUCCUGGUGAAAAUGGUGCUAAGGGCUCUGAUGGUAUACAAGGCCCCAGAGGACAGCCUGGAGAAGCCGGCAUGCGUGGCUUGACUGGUUCCCGAGGUGCUCCUGGGGCUCCAGGCCCACCGGGUGCUAAUGGAAUUGAUGGAGCCAUGGGACAAAAAGGCAAUUUGGGCAUUCAGGGUGAACCAGGACCACCUGGGCAGCAAGGAAACCCUGGACCUCAGGGUUUGCCUGGUCCUCAAGGUCAUGUUGGACUUCCGGGUGAAAAAGGUCCACCAGGAAAACCAGGGAUACCAGGGCUAGCUGGUAUGGAUGGGCCUCCGGGUCAUCCAGGAAGAGAAGGACCAGCUGGGGAGAAAGGAGUCCAGGGUCCAUCUGGUGCGGCAGGACCAAUAGGCUACCCAGGUCCCCGAGGAGUCAAGGGGGCUUUUGGAGUGAGGGGUCUGAAAGGCAGCAAAGGUGAGAAGGGUGAAGAUGGAUUUCCUGGCUUCAAGGGUGACAUGGGGCCAAAAGGUGAUCGGGGUGAUGCUGGCCCAUUGGGUGUACGUGGUGAGGAUGGCCCUGAAGGACUGAAAGGCCAAGCAGGACCAUUAGGUGAAGCAGGUUCUCCUGGCCUAGCUGGGGAAAAGGGCAAAUUGGGAGUGCCAGGCCUCCCCGGCUACCCUGGCCGCCAAGGACCUAAGGGCUCAACUGGAUUUCCUGGACCUCUAGGCCUCAUUGGAGAAAAGGGCAAACGAGGCAAAGCUGGCCAAGCUGGGCAGACUGGACAACGUGGUCCUUCGGGACCUCCAGGUGAGCGGGGUUUGCCAGGAUCCACAGGAAAACCAGGACCAAAGGGCGAUUCUGGCCAUGAUGGGGCCCCCGGAAUUGGAGGGGAAAAGGGCCCUCCUGGACCACAAGGCCCCAAUGGAUUUCCAGGACCUAAAGGGCCACCUGGUCCUGCUGGGAAGGAUGGUUUACCUGGACAUCCAGGCCAGCGUGGUGAGCCAGGAUUUCAUGGCAAAACUGGACCUCCGGGGCCUAUUGGUGUCGUGGGACCACAGGGAAACUCAGGAGAAACUGGACCCACAGGAGAGAGAGGCCACCCAGGCUCCCCUGGUCCACCUGGUGAACAUGGCUUGCCAGGUGCUGCUGGCAGGGAAGGUGCCAAGGGUGACCCUGGACCUAGUGGUCUCCCAGGCAAGGAUGGUCCACCUGGGAUGAAAGGCUUCACUGGGGCUCGAGGUCCUGCUGGAGAGGCUGGACCAACUGGAUUGAAAGGAGCUGAAGGACCACUCGGUCCCCAGGGCUCCAUAGGUCCUCCCGGUGAGCGUGGCCCCUCUGGAGCAGCUGGGGGCAUUGGACUGCCAGGGCGAGGGGGGAGCCAAGGUCCUCCUGGCCCUGCAGGGGAGAAGGGGGCACCGGGUGAGCGAGGCCCAAUAGGCCCAGCUGGACAUGAUGGAGUCCUAGGGCCAGUGGGGCUGCCAGGCCCACCUGGGCCACCAGGACUCUCUGGAGAAGAUGGGGACAAGGGAGAGAUGGGUGGUCCUGGACAGAAGGGAAGCAAGGGAGAUAAAGGUGACUCGGGUCCACCAGGACCUACUGGGAUCCAAGGUCCUAUUGGACAUCCAGGUCCUGCGGGCGCUGAUGGGGAGUCUGGACGUCGAGGGCAACAGGGCAUGUAUGGUCAAAAAGGAGAUGAAGGAUCCCGCGGAUUCCCAGGUGUCAGUGGUCCACCUGGUUUACAGGGAAUGCCAGGCCUUCCAGGUGAGAAGGGCGAGAGUGGUGAUGUUGGCCCAAUGGGCCCACCAGGAGCUCAUGGGCCCCGAGGUCCACAAGGUCCCAGUGGUGGGGAUGGCCCUCCAGGUCAACCUGGUGGAGUGGGACAGCCAGGUCCUGUUGGUGAAAAGGGUGAAGCAGGUGAAGCAGGGGAUCCUGGACCUUCAGGGGAACCAGGCCGUACAGGUGGGAAGGGUGACACAGGUGAAAAAGGAGAUUCUGGACAAUCAGGAGCUGCUGGACCCCCUGGCAAAAAAGGUCCUCCAGGAGAAGAUGGAGCCAAAGGGAAUCUGGGCCCAAUAGGAUUCCCCGGUGACCCGGGACCAUCUGGAGAAGCUGGCCCUCCUGGUAUUGAUGGAGUUCCUGGUGAAAAAGGUGACAUGGGAGACCCCGGACUUCCUGGACCUCCUGGAGCUUCAGGGGAGCCAGGUCCUCCUGGAUCACCAGGGAAAAGGGGACCACUUGGGCCAGCUGGUCGUGAGGGUCGACAGGGUGAGAAAGGAGCCAAGGGAGAACCUGGUACAGAUGGGCCUCCAGGAAAAAUGGGUCCUAUGGGUCCACAGGGACCUCCUGGUCGUCCUGGCUCAGAAGGUCUGCGUGGGAUUCCUGGCCCAGCAGGUGAACAAGGUCUACUGGGCGCACCUGGUCAGGCCGGGCCUCCAGGUCCAAUGGGUCCAACUGGUCUCCCAGGCCUCAAGGGUGAUCCAGGCUACAAGGGCGAGAAGGGUCAUGCAGGACUCAUUGGGUUGAUUGGCCCCCCAGGUGAGAUGGGUGAGAAAGGUGACCAGGGGCUGCCAGGGAACCAGGGAACACCAGGCCCUAAAGGCGACCCUGGAGUUCUUGGACCUCUUGGCCCCCCAGGCCCACCUGGCUCUCCUGGGCUCUUGGGACCUCAGGGACAAAAAGGCAACAAGGGUGCACCAGGACCUAUUGGACUAAAAGGUGAUCUGGGACCAGCAGGCUCCCCAGGACCACCAGGCCGCCCUGCUCAGCUGCAGGAUCCAAUGCCACUGGAAAGUAGUAGGAAGAACCGUCGUGACUGGGAGCUCAGGGAGCAAGGAGAUGCUCCUGGGACAGUGGAUGUAGACCCUGAUGCGGAUGGCCUGGCAGAGGUUCUGGCAGUGCUGAGCUCCCUUCGUGAUGAGGUGGAGCAAAUGCGAUGUCCCCUGGGCACUCCAGAGAGCCCUGCCCGUGUCUGCAAAGAGCUCCAGUUUUGCCAUCCCCACCUCACUGAUGGUGAGUACUGGAUUGAUCCUAACCAAGGUUGCAGCCGAGAUGCCUUCAGAGUUUUCUGCAACUUCACGGCUGGUGGAGAAACCUGUGUGUUUCCUGACAAGAAAUUUGAAACUGUACGACUUGCUGCUUGGAACAAGGAGCAACCAGGAAACUGGUACAGCACAUUCAAGAGGGGCAAGAAGUUCUCCUAUAUAGAUGCAGAUGGUAAUCCCAUUCAGGUCACCCAGCUUACGUUUCUGCGCCUGCUUAGUGCCAUCGCCCACCAGAACUUUACCCUCCUCUGCCAAAAUGCAGCUGCCUGGUAUGAGGCUGACACAAGCAGUCACAAUUGGGCCUUGCGAUUUCUUGCCUUCAAUGGUGUAGAGUUGAUGCACAACAGCACCGAAGCUCCUAUCCGUGCCUUGUAUGAUGGCUGUCAGGUGCGAAAGGGCCAGGAGCGGACAGUCCUACAAGUUCUGACAUCCCGUGUGGAGCAGCUACCGUUGGCUGAUGUGGCUGUUCAAGAUUUUGGGGACACCAACCAGAAGUUUGGCUUUGAGCUUGGACCUGUCUGCUUUGGUGGCUGAUCCCUCCAGAGCCGAACAGCUCCCUCAAAACUGUGGGACCACUCCUGAGAAAUUGAGGGAGCUCCAAGUCCCCUCACCCAACUCCUGGGAAAUGGGGAGCAGAAAAGGAGCCAGUCCUGCAAAGACCUGCCGUUGUAUUUAACCAGAUGACAGCUUUCUAUUUAUGCGGCCAAGGUCCCCUCAGGGCCGUGACUCUUGGGGAGCAGCACAGAGCCCAGACUGAGCCAGGGCCCUCAUUUUCUGCGGACCCAACAAAUGGUGCUACUACACCGUCUUAGUAAAGCACUGGACUUACGCCCCGGCAUUGGCCACCUGCAAGUAUGAGGAUAAAGGAGACCACACCACACCCUGCUAUCCUCUCCCAUCCUCGUGCCCUUCAUCUCUGUGUCCUCAAAAAGGCACAUGGGCAUCAAGAAAACAUGAAAAUUAAGAGUUCAGGCUCAUUCUGUUGGUACAAUCACCCACAAAUGGACAUGUGCACAGGGAUUGGAUGGGAGAGAUUGAGGAGGAAUACUGUAGCUUUCAAGCUAGGGGGGAACCACAAAAGAGUGGGAUUCUGUUGAAAACUGAGAAUGGGAGAAUCCACUAAAGCAAGGCUUAUCUCAGCAUGAGAAAUGGUAUCCAACUUAUCUAGGUAGGAUAGAUCCUCAUAAGUUUUUCAAAGGAAUGAGAGAGUGGGUUGAUGUCUCUCCUGGUCAACAAGACUCAGCCCAUUCCAUCUCUUUUUAUUCAAUACAAAAUCCCAACUGUGAUCCCACAGUCCUUUUUAUGCUGAUAUGAAGUGCUCUCCAGCUCCUGACUACUUUUCUGUAUUAUUCCGUCCAUGAUGGGCAGAGAAUAAGGUUUUUGAGUUUGGCUCCCCAGGUCGUCUUACCCUCGUCACAUGCCUGUAGUAAGUGGCCAAUGCUCUGGACAUUUCUGUUCCUCUGUAGACAGAAGUUUAUAUGGUGCAGAUUGAUUCCCAGUUAUCCAAGAAUCUGUAUGCCUCCUUGGGUUCCCAUUGCCCAAUCCUCUUAAAAGUGUAUGCAAGACAGAGGCCUGAAUCCAAUGCCUCACCUUUGGUGCUGUCUCAUGUUCAUCCCUUAGCACUGACCUUUCUUCACAUUCUGGUGCUAUAAAUGCCUCUAUGUUUAUGCUUUCUCCCUUGUAUCUCAGGCUGUGGUGCCAAUCGGGUAUGUGUGUGUAUGGUUGUUGUGUUGAGUGUGUGUUAUUUUAUCAUCUUUUAACAAUCUGCAUUAAAUCCCUGAAUGUA